Molecule: messenger RNA, 1836 nt
Organism: Rhopilema esculentum
Lineage: Eukaryota; Metazoa; Cnidaria; Scyphozoa; Rhizostomeae; Rhizostomatidae
Source: RefSeq, a predicted model, not a curated record
CUGUAAGCUGUAUCUUUGGGCAGUACAUAAAAAUUGUAAACAAUAUAUCAUUUCACCUUCUGUACAGACUAUUUACGACUGAUGUUUUGAUAAGAGGGAGUAUUUUAUUCAAAAUAUAUCUGCAAUCAUUGUGUGUAGUUUUGGAGUAUGGAGAAGAACGCCAUCAUGAGGGAAAAAGUGAACUGACUCGAUGAGGUGAAAAUUUACAGAAGAAUAGAUAAACCAAUAUGACAUCUGGAAGAAGUCUUAAGCAACUGUCAGCUGCACAGAAAUUCAGAAGAAGGAACACUUUGCAAAAAUGCAGCGGAUGUCAUGUAGCAUACUUUGUUUUCCUUUUAGCUGUGACAUUCGAUAGUAUUGUAUGUGAAAAAUAUACGCCAGAAUUCGACGACAAACAUGCAUUUGAGAUAUCAUGGCUUGGACCUGAUACACAGAGUACUAUACUUAGCAGUUUGCAAAACCUGGAGAGCAUUGUGAUGAACACAAAAGAUAAAGAAUCCUACAGAUGCUUUCUUCCCAAAAUAGGAAAAUCAAAUGGGAAUGAUAAAGAAACAAGUAGAGGGCCAAAAGCAGAAGAUCUUUUAUCUGGAAUUCUUACUCUAAAAGGAACGAAAUGUUCAUAUAGGCUUGAACCAUACUGGACUUAUGAAGUUUGCCAUGGCUUACAUGUGAGACAAUUUCAUGAGGAAAAAGUUCCAGGGCAGGAGAAGCCCAAAGUUCAAGAGUAUUUCCUUGGCAAAGUCAUCACAGAGGAUCCAGGGGAAGCUGCUACAGAUGAUAAAAAAGCAAAUGAAAAGCAAGAGACAGAAAGUGUUAAGAUUCCAAAAAAGGAGAUAGAUGGCAGAUUGACACCAUACUUCAAUUUCACAAUGGAUAAUGGAACACCAUGUGACAUAAAACACAACAAGCCUAGACGUGUUGACAUCUUGUACAUAUGUCAUGCAACUGCAAAUAAUGAGGUAUUUAGCGUUAAAGAGACAACAACCUGUGAAUAUGAGGUUAUAAUUUUGACACCAGAAUUGUGUCACAACCCAGCCUAUUUGAUGAAAGACAAUCCAGUUAAUGGCAUUCAUUGUCUUCCUUUAGAAGGAGCACCAAGUCGACCAAGUCGAAUAGCUGACUCAAAAGAGAAUUCGCUAGAAGAAGAAAACAUUUCAGCUGAGAUAAAGCAUACAACAUGGAUGUCUGACUCGACACCAGAAUCUGUAAAAAAUGAAGAUUCUGGGGAAAGAGAAAAACAGAGUGUGGAACAGAAAUCACCUGUGGAGAAAAGGAAAAAAGCCACAACAUCUGAUGACCAACUAACCAAGGACUUUUUGAGUGGUGAAUAUUGUCUUCAAGGGGGCAGUGGCUGGUGGUUAUAUGAAUUUUGCUAUGGAAAAUAUGUGCAGCAAUUUCAUCAGGAGCCAUCAGGAAAAACAAUGAUUUAUCUUGGAUAUUGGGACAAAAAGAAACAUGAGAUUAACCACUUCUAUACAGGUAUAGGAGGACCACCAUGGUUUGUGGGGCAGAGGGCUGUAGUCCAACUAAAGCUUCAUUUUUGGAAAUGGUUAGGGAUAAUGUCAAAUGUGAAGUGGGGUAUGGUUUUUAUAAUGCACAAAGAUACCAGAUUUAUUCAAUAACAGAGCAAUUUUCAAUUUUUAUUAGCAAUCUGAUGGUGUUUAAUUAUCAAGGUUGCCUGUAAGAUGGACAGUUGGAAUAGGUCAGCCAAUAUAAAAUUCUGUCAGACAUGCUUUUUGGAAUUAAAAUAUAAAAUAUGCCACUGCCUACAAAGUUACAUAAAAUAAUCAACAACCUGCCCCAUGAGCUUUUCUUUCAAUUAACUCAUCCCUUCUG